GUUCGAUCUGACGCCAUGUUGUGAUACUUUAGCGCCACCUGUCGGCAAAAUGGCGGUUUAUCUGCCGCUUUGUCCCAACAACCCGCCUCUGUUUUGUUUCUAGAAACUAGCUUCAUCCAUCAUGGCGAUGCAUGCGAAGGCGACUCCGCCACAGAUCCCGGACACCCGCCGGGAGCUGGCUGAACUGGUGAAGAGGAAACAAGAACUCGCUGAGACGCUGGUGAACUUGGAAAGACAAAUAUAUGCAUUUGAAGGCAGCUACCUAGAAGACACCCAGAUGUAUGGUAACAUCAUCAGAGGAUGGGACCGGUACCUCACCAACCAAAAAAACUCCAAUAGUAAGACUGAUCGAAGGAAUAGGAAAUUCAAGGAGGCAGAGCGUUUAUUCAGCAAGUCUUCUGUCACAUCAGUUGCAGCGGUAUGUGCACUCGGUGGGAUUCCUGAUCAUAUGAAUGAAAAACGUGAGGCGGGCAGUGGCACAGAAAGUGACGGCUCUCCAGAUCUCCAGAACCAAGAGAACGAGCCCAGUCAGGAGGACACAGAAGAUGUGGACUCAACGUUGCAGGACCUAAAGCCUCAGAAGGCUGCCUCAUCUUCCUCCUCAGGCAGCCAUCAUGCUAGCCACAAGAAGAGGAAGAACAAAAAUAGACACAGGAAAAAGACUAGUCCUGUUGGGAAAGUUUCCUUGAGAUGCUCUUGGUCUAAGAAGAAGGCCAAUGCACCCUUCUGCCAUGUUUGAUUAUGACUUUGAAUUUGACAUGAAGGUUAACAAGAAGCCGAGAGCUGAUUAUUCAACUUAACAAGGAUGACUGGAACACCGGGACACACAUGAAGACAUACAUACGUGUAAAGAAACACAAGAUUUCUGGACUUUUAUGCCUUUUGAUUUUCGGUUGUCAUAUUUCAGCCUGUACUGUGUGUAUUGCUUGAAACAUUCCCCUGCCACCUACCUUUGGUCGUGGUUAAGAUGUUUGACCUACCAAUUAAGUAGAUAUAUGAUGUUGCAUGUUACUUGAGCCCUGAUGAGGCCCACCUCCAGUAACACACCAUCUUGUAUAGUGUUAAAAAAGAUUGUAUUUAUUAUGUAGUUAAUUUCCAUGUUUCCCAUUGUCAGAAAGUUGUUUUUUUGUUAAAUGUCACAUGGUCGUGUAACAUUUGUAAACCCCGGAUUCUUUUAUUACAUGGAUUGUUUUUCAAAAAAAUAAAAUACCAGUAACAUGAA
This is a messenger RNA of Micropterus dolomieu (smallmouth bass), 1222 nucleotides long. It is a transcript of the gene meaf6, whose product is annotated as MYST/Esa1-associated factor 6. Lineage: Eukaryota; Metazoa; Chordata; Actinopteri; Centrarchiformes; Centrarchidae. The record is from RefSeq and is a predicted model, not a curated record. Gene Ontology annotation, cellular component: NuA4 histone acetyltransferase complex. The coding region runs from base 122 to 739 and encodes 205 amino acids. The transcript is spliced from 11 exons.